Molecule: messenger RNA, 2824 nt
Organism: Olea europaea var. sylvestris
Lineage: Eukaryota; Viridiplantae; Streptophyta; Magnoliopsida; Lamiales; Oleaceae
Product: cell division cycle protein 27 homolog B-like
Exons: 16
Coding region: 148-2421 (757 amino acids)
Biological process (GO): cell division
Molecular function (GO): protein binding
Source: RefSeq, a predicted model, not a curated record
CUGUCUCUCUCAAUAAGAUUCCAUAUACAGAAAAUUCACAUACAUGAAUGACAUGUAUAUAUCGAUUGGUUUGACGUGUUGUAUGUAUUGAGAUAGAUAGAUAGAUAGAUACGGAAAGAAGCACUAGGAAUUGUUUAAUGUGUGUGAAUGGAAGCUAUACUGACUCAGUGUGUGCAAAACGGCCUACGGCACUUCUUGUACCGUAAUGCCAUUUUCAUGUGCGAACGCCUCUGCGCCGAGUUCCCCUCCGAGACAAAUUUGCAGCUUCUUGCCAGUUGUUACUUGCAAAACAAUCAGUCACAUAGUGCAUACUACAUUUUGAAGGGAACACAUAUGGCUGAAUGCCGCUAUUUGUUUGCGCUAUCAUGCUUUCAGAUGGAUCUUCUGAAAGAAGCCGAAGCUGCUUUAUGCCCCCCCAACGAGUCCUCUGCAGAGGUUCCAAAUGGAGCUGCUGGCCAUUACCUUCUCGGUCUUAUUUACAGGUAUACAGAUAGAAGGCAGAAUGCUAUUCAUCACUUCAAUCAGGCUUUGUCGAUGGAUCCAUUAUUAUGGGCUGCUUAUGAGGAACUCUGUAUAUUAGGAGCAGCUGAAGAAGCAACUUCAAUUUUUAGUGAAGGUGCUUCUCUAUGCGUUGAAAAGCAAUACAUGCAUGAUGAAUUGAGUUCCAAGAGUUUGCAAGCAUCAAUCGAUGACCAUAUUGUUGUUCCUAACAGAAGUCCAAUAGUAGAAGAUGUUAGUCCAAGGCAAUUGAAAGAUAUGCAUGGCUAUGAUGUACGAGUUAUCUCCCAGAACUAUCAUGGAGUAGCUUCUAACCAGCCUCUAAAUGGCGGUUCUGCUAAUUUUUCAUUUUAUAAUACUCCUUCUCCAAUGGCUACACAUUCACAGUUGUCAGGUGUUGCUCCACCUCCAAUAUGUGAAAAUGCUCAAUUGAAUGGCCAAAACCUGAGAGCAUUAGGAGCUGAUAAUUCUCCACGAUCAGUAGUGAACUCUGCUGUUCCUGGUCCUAGGAGAAAGUUUGUGGAUGAAGGAAAAUUAAGAAAGGUAUCUGAGAGGUUAUUUUCUGAGUCCAGACAACGACGAAGCACGAGACUUGGUGGAGAAUCUCUGGUCAACACAAAUUCAAGUGCAUCAGUAGCUUCUGGGAAUGGAACAAACCACUCUUCUAAAUAUCUUGGGGGUUAUAAGUCAAGCUCCGUGGUAUCAAGUUCAGUGUCAAUUCAAAAGGGACCGUCAUGGGCUAGUGAAAAUUCAGAUGAGGGGACUCAUUGUGAUAUUUAUGAUGAUUCUCGUUUAGAUAUUACGACGUCCAGUUUAUCCUUCCGCAGUGAUGCUAGAUCUCUUGAGCAAGAAGGGGCCGUUAGGCCUUCAGGUCCAGCUGUUGUGAGUAGCUCAAGAGUCGCAGCUGGUGCUUCUGAAAUAUUGGGCCUCUUAAUGAUUCUUGGCGAAGGCUACAGGCUCUUGUGUAUCUAUAGAUGCCAGGAUGCACUGGAUACAUUUAUCAAACUUCCACAAAAGCAAUAUAAUACUGGAUGGGUGCUUUCUCAGGUUGGAAAAGUGUACUAUGAAAUGGUUGAUUAUAUGGAAGCAGAUCGUGCCUUCAGUCUUGCAAGGUUGGCUUCUCCUCACAGUUUGGAAGGAAUGGAUAUACAUUCUACAGUUCUAUAUCAUUUGAAGGAAGACAUGAAAUUGAGUUACCUGGCCCAGGAGCUGAUAUCCACCGAUCGUUUAGCUCCUCAAUCUUGGUGUGCUAUUGGAAAUUGCUAUAGCUUGCAGAAAGAUCAUGAAACUGCUCUUAAGAAUUUCCAGCGAGCAGUGCAACUAAAUUCAAGAUUUGCAUAUGCCCACACCCUUUGUGGCCACGAAUAUGUGGCCUUGGAGGAUUUCGAGAAUGGCAUUAAGAGCUUCCAAAAUGCCCUCCGGAUAGACUCCAGGCAUUACAAUGCCUGGCAUGGACUUGGGAUGGUUUAUCUCCGGCAAGAGAAGUUUGAGAUUUCAGAGCAUCACUUCCGACUGGCCUUCCAAAUCAAUCCAUGUUCCUCCGUUAUAAUGUCGUAUCUUGGGACGGCUUUACAUACAUUGAAGAAAAAUAAGGAAGCAUUGGAGAUGAUGGAUAGGGCUAUUUUAGCAGAUAAGAAGAAUCCCCUCCAUUUCUAUCAGAAGGCUAACAUUCUUGUGAGCAUGGAAAAUUUUGACGGGGCUUUAGCAGUUCUGGAGGAGCUUAAAGAGUUUGCCCCCCGUGAGUGCAGUAUUUAUGCAUUAAUGGGUAGGAUUUAUAAACGACGUAAUAUGUAUGACAGAGCCAUGCUUAAUUUCGGACUUGCAUUGGAUUUGAAACCAUCCGCGACAGAUGUUGCUGCCAUUAAGGCUGCCAUUGAAAAGUUGCAUGUACCAGACGAGCUAGAGGACAAGGAUGCCCUGUGAAUGAAUUCAAUAGCAUUGCAGAAUUAGAGACGAAGUCAACCUGCUUCCUGCUUGUGCUUUUGGGCAGAUGCUCGACAAAAUUUUCUUGACCUUGCACAUUCAUUAUAAUUGAACGGAUAUCCUUGCAGCUGGGCAGCCAGAAACAAUCGGAUAAUGUGGGUGAAACAAAUUAUAACACUGCCUGAAGAGGCAUGUCUCAGUAGCCAAGUUAUUUUUCGUAAAUAUACCAAUAUUUGAUUCUUUCUCAAAUGUAGCAACGAUUUAUAGUAUUUCGUUUUAUAUGUAGGCUCAAGUCAAAGUAUUAUUUCAUUCAAUGUCGUUUAAUUAGUCCACGAUUGGGUCAAGAAUUGUGGUUCUGUUGUGUAGCUCACUGAUAAAUGCCGACAUUCAUAGUUUGCAUGGA